AGAAUGCAGAUGGUAAAUAUAUUUCCCCAUUCCAUGACAUUCCCUUGUUUGCUGGACCUAAAGAGGAUAAAGAAAUUCCUGCAAAGAGGUCAAAGACUACUGGAUCUGAGGUCCUGUUUAAUAUGGUUGUAGAAAUGCCUCGUUGGACCAACGCAAAAAUGGAGAUUGCCACAGAGGAGCCAUUGAAUCCCAUUAAACAUGAUACAAAGAAAGGCAAGCUUCGAUAUGUGGCAAAUAUCUUUCCUCACAAGGGUUAUAUAUGGAAUUAUGGUGCCCUCCCACAGACCUGGGAAGAUCCAAACCAUACGGAUAACCUUACAGGAUGUUGUGGGGAUAAUGAUCCUAUUGAUGUUUGUGAAAUAGGUUCAAAGGUUCGUUCUUUUGGUGAGAUUGUUCAGGUGAAGGUCUUGGGUGUUUUAGGUCUUAUUGAUGAAGGAGAGACAGAUUGGAAGAUAAUUGCCAUCAGUGCAGAUGACCCAGAAGCUCAGAAAAUCCAUGAUAUCGAUGAUGUCAAGAAGCACAAACCGGGUUAUCUUGAGGCUACAAUUGACUGGUUCCAAUUAUAUAAAGUCCCUGAUGGUAAACCAGAAAAUCACUUUGCUUUUAAUGGAGAAUUUAAAAACAAGGAUUUUGCUGUUGAAAUUGUUAAAUCUACCCAUGAACACUGGAAAGCUUUGCUUCAUAAAAAAGUUGAUGGAGGUGCUAUAAAGUGCACAAAUAUUCUGGUGAGUGGCAGCCCAUUUUGUUGCAGUGAGGAGGAUGCCCGAUCGAUUGUGCAGUCAGCACCAGCAUUUAUGAAUGGAGAUCCUGUUUCACCAGAAGUUGAUUCCUGGUACUUUUUCCCCAAGUGAUCAUCAAGGUCUUCUGAACGUGCAUCAUCAAAUCUUAAAAAUCAUCCCUUUGUUUGAAGAUGGACAAAAGCACUGAUUGUUGAUUCCUGCUGAAACAACUUUUCAACUUGUGUAAACCUUCUCUAAUGUAAAUAAACUCUGCCAUUAUUAAAUGAA
Messenger RNA from Zonotrichia albicollis (white-throated sparrow), 1007 nucleotides. The record is from RefSeq and is a predicted model, not a curated record. NCBI's taxonomy places the organism in Eukaryota, Metazoa, Chordata, Aves, Passeriformes, Passerellidae.